This is a messenger RNA of Heterobilharzia americana, 2829 nucleotides long. The record is from the annotation of a GenBank genome assembly. NCBI's taxonomy places the organism in Eukaryota, Metazoa, Platyhelminthes, Trematoda, Strigeidida, Schistosomatidae.
AUGGCUUCAAGUGAAAUAGGAUCUGGUUGUUAUACUGAAUGUCUUGCCAGUAUAGUAGAUCAAAUGUGUCGUAAAUCACCUUAUUCAAGAACUGUUCAACUUUUCAGUCUUGUAAAUGAUUCAAAUAAAAAUAAAAUGCAGAAUUUUACUUGUCAGUUGGUUUCAGUUUUAAGAGGACGAAUAAUUCCUUAUAGUCUCCGAAGGCUGCUAUGGCCUCUGGCAUUAUUCACAGUUUCCAAUUGGGCUAGAUCAGAAUUUGAAAAUAAAAAUGAAACUAUUUGGGAUGGACCAAGAAUGAGGCAACUGGAAUCCUUGGCUCGUGAAAGUUUCGGUACAAUGUUGGCUUCUGGGACUUCAAAACUGGGACUAACAACUCCAGUCCACUCAACACUUGAUGGCGUUAUUAAUAAGGCUGUGAAAGAAAUAACGCUGGAACUUCAAACAAAGUUUUUGAAUCAACCAAAACAGUUUAAACGAUUCAGUGAACAAUCAGGAAGAAUUCUGAAUGUUCUCUAUUCUGCUAGACAAAUAUAUGAUAGACUAUAUAUUUAUUGGCUUCUUCCCCUUCAUUUUGCGCUAACAAAAAAUCAUAUUUACGCUUUAAUUAAACAUUUUCCAUAUAUGCCAUCAAAAGAAUAUAUCACUUCAAACGACGAAGGUGUACAAAUCUACUCGUUUGCUAUGUGUUUGAGUUCAUUCAUAGAAAUAGUCAAUAAAAAGUAUGGACUAUAUGAUACUUUUGUAAAAAGUAUAAUUGAAAAAACUGUGGAAAAAUUGAAACAUCUCAAAUUUUUUGAACAUAUCAAAAAUGUAUAUACACAAUCAAUUUUUCAAAAUUCUACUUCAACACCCAAUGAUAGUGAUAGUUAUUCAAAUUUCAGUCUUUUCGUUGGUUCUGUCAGACCCGUAGCUUUGCUGUUCUUUUGGGAUCAACUAUUUCUGAAUACAUUCGAAUCUGAUGUCAUCAUUGAAUUUGCUCAAACAAUUCUAACAUUGCUCGGUUCAGAUAUUUUACAUCUAAAUAACAGUGACGACAUUGAACACUUACUGAAAUUUGGACCGAAUAAACUUCUUACUUUGGACAUAAUUCGAACGUGGAAUGUGAUUCAUUUUAAUAAAGCUGUUAAUGAUAGAUAUUAUGGAUUAAAUAGACUUUCUGGGGAACUGAUAUCUAAAAAGAAGCCUACUCAGAUACAGAAAAAGACGGAACCAUAUUUCUAUCUACCAGAAUUCGCUAUUCAUCAAAUUACUGUAGCAACUGCUACAGACUCAAAAGAGAUUUACCCUUAUAAACUUUGGGAAAGAAAAGCUGACAGCCUAGUUGAACAAGGUCACAGUCCAGACCCACUACCUGAUCCUUCAUGGACGUCAAACCACCUACUAAUUCCAUUCAGCCAUUUAUUUUACUACUUUUUCCCAAUUAAUGUUUCAAAAACUGGUAAAUGCAAAACACCUCAGCUGUUAAAUGGAUCUCGAAUCUCCCUUCAAAUUUACAAUCCUAGGUUGGAGAUGGUACCAAAAGUUAUACACGAACCAACUGUCUAUAUAACUAGACAGAUUCAAGUCACAGAAUUGAGUGGGAAGACUUCAUACGAUGCAACAGAUGGAGGAUAUUUUGAGGGUGAACAAGUUGAUGAGGAGAAAGUUGAAGAAAUAGAAGAACCAAGUCCACCAGCUACUCCUCUGGAUGAUCCAUGGGUUGCUUUCAAAAAGCCUGCACAAUAUGAAAGACGAAUGAAACCUCCAUCCACAUCUGAACCUUUGUGUGUUUACAUAGAUCAACUACGCUUCAUGCCAGAUAAUUCUACUAUCUUCAAGGUUACUGGAAGACUACUUAAUACAAAUUACGAUGAAGAACUGCUUGAUAUCUUAAUUGUACCAGAAGAAACUUCUUCCAGCAAGAAUAACAGCAGAUCACCAGUAUUUCCUUCAGAUCGACGUUUCAUUGUCAAUCUGAGACAAGAUAAGACACUAGCAAACAAUUCUCUACUGUUUCUGAGAGUAUACACGUUAACACUAAACACUCUCGAAUAUUGUGUUGUUGGGAAUGCUUUGUUGAAGAUUUUCAAUGCAGAUGGAUUACUUAAUAUUGGUGGACAUCAGCUUCGAUUGAGGUGUGAAUUACCAAAACCCAUUUCUCAAAAAAAUAAUGAAUAUAUUUAUCUAGAAACAGCAUUGGAUAAUUCACCCUACAUACAUUGUUCAACGAUUCUUGUUCGUCUUUUACCAUAUACAAAGAAACCAAUACCAGCACCAGAAUACAGACGUAGAUCAUAUCAUUCGGACGACUCCAUACCUACAGAAUUUGAAUGGGUUGUAUACCGUCAAUUUCAAGCUGAUGAAAAUAGAAAAAAGGAUAUUCGUUCAGUAGUGAAGAUGAUUUUACGACGUGAAGGUGAAUUUGAUUCUUCCAAGGACCAAACCGACUUCUUGAAUCCUGACUAUCUUUGUCGUUAUACCCUUGAACGACUGCUUUUGAAACGAAAUAGAACAGGAAAUGGUAUACCCAAUCAAAUGUUUUCAGUCUUCCCAUUUUUCUAUCGCAUAAAUGACGGUUUCCUGUUGAACUUAAAAUAUGCUAAAGGACUUAUGGCAAAAAGAGGCGAUUACAUUUUUGCAGUAGCAAAAAUAGUCCGUGGCUCUGAAACCAUAUCAACACCUGUAAAUAAAUUCUACGGUUAUGGAAGUGACGAUGACUUACUAUUUGAUAAACUCAAUGCUACAUCAUACAUUGGGAAUCCUGUUUGGAGAGACUCACCUCAGUUAAAAACAAAAGUGGAAGUGAAUUGUAUUAAACCUGACGAACUGUAUCAUAAUAGCGACACAUGA